Messenger RNA from Pelodiscus sinensis (Chinese soft-shelled turtle), 3074 nucleotides. It is a transcript of the gene OLFM4, whose product is annotated as olfactomedin 4. The record is from RefSeq and is a predicted model, not a curated record. Lineage: Eukaryota; Metazoa; Chordata; Testudines; Trionychidae. Gene Ontology annotation, biological process: signal transduction.
CUCCCGCUGUCCGUUCUCCAACACAUCUGUUUGCUGAGAAGAUGAAGUGUGCAAACUUGGCUGUGCUGCUGGUCUUUCUGCACAAUGCCAUCGCACAGAAUACAACCAGUGCCAUACUUGAAAAUGCGCCUACAGCUUUUCCUCUUCCGACAGAAUCUCUGACUGAACCUCAAGUCACAUCCAGCAAACCUCAGUUCAUGGCGGAGCCAUUUGCCAAUGUGACCGGCUCUUUGAAUGACAAGGGAGUGUGCCAAUGCUCAGUGUACCUGCCAGACACCACGUUUCCUGUGCAGAAGGUUGAAAUGCUGCAAAUCACAGCCUACACGCUUUCUGAGAAAUUUGACAGAGAACUUAGUAAAGUUAGCCAAUAUACCGCAGCAAUUGAAAUAUAUGAACAGAAAAUCCGAAACCUAACCAUCAAGGUGGAACAUAUGGAGAAGACCAGUGUUUCUUACACCGAGUUGGACUUCCAGUUACUGAAGCUGGAAAUCACUGAAAUGGAAAGACUGGUCACUCAGCUGAAAUCCACACUUGUUGGAAGCAAUGAGAUUGUUGAGCAACUAUACGUCGAGAUUAGGAAUCUGACUCUCAUAGUAAAUGAUCUGGAAUCACUGGACAAAAACAAUAUCCUUGCAAUUCGUCGAGAAAUUGUGGCUCUACAGAAUCGAUUGAAAGAAUGUGAAACAAGUAGAAAUCAAACCAAUACACCCACUUAUUUCCCACCAGGCAGCUGUGGUCAUGGUGGAAUUGUGAAUAUCAGCCAGCCCUAUGUUGUACAACUGAACUGGAGAGGAUUUCCCUUCAAAUAUGGUGCCUGGGGUAGGGAUUUCUUUCCUCAGACCCCACAGAAUGACUUAUAUUGGGUUGCACCUUUGAACACAGAUGGGAGACUUUUAGAAUAUUACAGACUUUAUAAUUCCUAUGACGAUUUGCUGCUAUUCAAAAAUGCUAGAGAGAAAAGAAUUGUAUACGGGGAAGGCAGUGGCACUGCAGUUUACAAUAACUCCAUGUAUUACAAUAUAUAUAAUUCAAGAGAUAUGGGCAAGCUUGAUUUAAACACAAACACAUUGACUGUGAGGAAAACUCUGCCCGAUGCUGCUAUGGGUAAUCGUUUCUCGUACGCUGGUGUUGGGUGGCAAGAUAUAGACUUUGCUGUGGAUGAAAGUGGAUUGUGGGUAAUCUAUUCAACCGAGGACAGCACAGGUAACAUUGUGAUUAGCAAACUCAAUGAGACCACACUGGAUGUGCUCCAUACGUGGAAAACAAAGCAGUACAAACCAUCUGUUUCCAACGCUUUCAUCAUAUGUGGUGUUCUAUAUGCCACAAGACCUGUCAAUACUAGGAAGGAGGAAAUAUUUUACACAUUCAACACAAACACUGAACAGGAAGGUAAAAUUAGUAUAAUUAUGGACAAAAUGUUAGAAACAAUUCAAAGUAUCAACUAUAACCCCUCAGACCAUACCCUGUAUGUUUACAAUGAUGGCUACCAAGUAAAAUACAAUUUGAUUUUUCAACCUGUGUUACACUGAUAUGAAUAUAUACAACAACUAGAGAUCACAGAAAGUCAGAUUGUAUUUCCCUUUGGAUAAUGUUUAUGUUAGAUUAUUCUACGAAGAAUAACUACCAGUUAUAGGAUUUAUUACUGUGCACUGUCCCAUUGAAGGGACUGUUCACAGUAAUAAACUCUAUGCCUCUUAAUAAGUGGUUGCAAGUUUGGGUUCUUAGUUUUUUAAGGUGUGUUUAGGUUCAAUGGUGGCAGGUGUACUAAAAAUACCUCUGCUGUAAAGAUAGAUUCAAUACAUGACUUACUGAUGGACAGAACAUGCAUAGCAGUAGGGAAGUUGUUCACACAUUGUUAUGAAUUCAAAGAAAUGUCUGUAUUUGGAUAACACAUGGAAAUGGAACUUCAAUUUCAUCACCAUUGCUCCAGGUAUGGAAGGCCAUCAAUAUCAUAUUAAACCCUGGCCUCAAAUAAUUAUCGAAAGAUUAUAAUUAGAGUAGCAUUAGGGCUCGAUCUUUAAAGAGCAGCUCGUCAAUUAAACUGAAGCCGUGGGAAUGGUUGCUAUGGCUCCUUCCUUGAAAUCCACCAGUAUAUUUUAGAUGGUGGGGCUCCAAUGCAUUUCUUUCCGAAAGCUGCACUUCAGGGGGAAAAAAAACAACCUUAUUGAUGUUAACCAUUUGUGGAUGGUUGCAUUUUCUUAGCACUGUGUCUUGGGGGCUGAAAGUGGCCUCUUGGUGUAUAUCAUAUGCUGCAAUAGAAUGGAAGCUGUGCCAUUCUACAUAGUUCCAUGGAGCCAGUUUGGAACUCUGCAAUUUACUGUGACCUCCAUUAACAUUUUUCAGAAACACUCCAAAAACAAGUAGCAAAAUUCUUUGCCAGUAUAACUCUGGUAGCUUCAAUUAUCUUACCUCAGGUGUGACUCUGGCAUCUGAUCUGUCAGUUAGGGCAUGUCUACUCUAGGGAGUUAUUUUGAAAUAACUCUCCUUAUUUCAGAAUAAGAAGGUGGGCAUUCAUACAGCAAUCCCAUUAUUUCAAAAUAACAUGCUUGUUAUUUCGAAAUAAUAGCUCCUGCUUGUGAUGAGGAAUAAUGUUUAUUUUGAAAUAACAAUUUAGUUAGUGUGGAUGCUCAGCUGCUGUUAUUUCAAAAUAACUCCUCAGUGCUUCCUGGGGCUCUCAGUCAAAGUAGUGUAUCUACAUUUAAGGAGCCUGCCUCAGACUAAUUUUGAGGCUUCCCUGUAGUGUGGACACUCUAUUUCAAAGUAGUUAUUUCGGGAGUUAGUAUUUCAAAAUAAGUUAUUUUGAAACAAUUUCCCACUGUGGACAUAGCCUUACAGAAUACUGAAGUUAGGACAAAAUUAGUCAUAUUAUCUUUAUUUUUAAAAUACUACUUAUGUUUUUUUAUCAAUAGCUAGACUUUAUUCAUGUCAGAAAUACUGAUGUGUACAAUUAUGAAAAUGCAGUGAAUGUUUGCUGGUUUUCUUUUAUUAAUCUUGUCUUUGUUUUAUAGUCUGGAUCAGUAGGUAUGAAUGAUUAUUUUUUGUUUAAUAAAGUAUUAUAAAAGUCCAAACCCUAC